Molecule: messenger RNA, 4687 nt
Organism: Gigantopelta aegis
Lineage: Eukaryota; Metazoa; Mollusca; Gastropoda; Neomphalida; Peltospiridae
Product: NAD(P) transhydrogenase, mitochondrial-like
Exons: 17
Coding region: 177-3383 (1068 amino acids)
Biological process (GO): NADPH regeneration; proton transmembrane transport
Cellular component (GO): mitochondrial inner membrane
Molecular function (GO): NADP binding; NAD binding
Source: RefSeq, a predicted model, not a curated record
UACAACUCUUGGCGGUGGUUGGUUGAUUAAAUAAUCGGUGCGUGGUCGCUACCAACAUUGCUGAAAGUAGAAAAAAACUUUUUUCGGGUGAAAUUUGGGAAUAUUUUACGCCGAUGUGGCUCUAGUACAUAAAAGUACUAUAGGAAGUCGGUGUAUAGGACCAGCCAGUCAGAAAGAUGCUGCUUCGUUUGGCACAGGCAGCCUGCGUGUCGGACAAUCUGGGCCGACACGUGAUGCAGCUGUCAAUCCGAUGCAGUCGUGGACUCAAAUCAUCGGCGCGUUUCUACUGCCAGAAAGCUGAGAAGGAGGCCAUUCAAGUCCAAGGCACCCCAUACAAGAGAAUCUCCAUCGGAGUUCCUCGCGAAAUCUUCCCAAAGGAACGAAGGGUUGCGCUGUCCCCAGCUGCUGCGCAGGUCUUGAUCAAGAAGGGAUUCACUGUGAACGUCGAGGAAAACGCUGGUGUUGAAUCACGCUUUACGAAUGCCGAUUACACUGCAGCGGGUGCCAACGUGAAGUCGAUCAAUGAAGCGUUCGGGUCUGACAUUAUUCUCAAGGUCCACGCUCCACGGAACGGGGAGUUUGAGCUGCUGAAGAAUGGAGGAACUCUGAUCAGCUUCAUGUAUCCCGCCCGCAACUCCGAACUCAUCGACAAGCUGGCCAAAAAGAAUAUGACCGUUUUUGCGAUGGACUGUAUCCCCAGGAUUAGCAGGGCUCAGGUGUUCGAUGCUCUCAGUUCCAUGUCGAAUAUUUCGGGUUACAAAGCUGUUGUUGAGGCUGCUAACCAUUUCGGAAGAUUUUUUACAGGUCAGAUUACAGCUGCAGGUAAAGUGCCGCCAGCGAAGGUCCUCAUCAUCGGUGGAGGUGUGGCUGGUCUGUCGGCCGUGGGCACUGCGAAGAACAUGGGUGCAAUCGUGCGGGCAUUUGACACACGUGCGGCCGUCAAAGAACAGGUGGAGUCAUUCGGGGCAGAGUUCCUCGAAGUGACCGGAGUAGAGGAAUCAGGUGAGGGAACUGGUGGUUACGCUAAAGAGAUGUCCCCCGAGUAUAUCAAAGCGGAGAUGGCGUUGUUCCACAAACAAGCCAAAGAUGUCGACAUCAUCAUUUCAACGGCACUGAUUCCCGGAAAACAAGCUCCUGUUCUCAUCAAGAAGUACAUGAUUGACGACAUGAAACCUGGGUCCGUGGUUGUAGAUUUAGCCGCGGAGGCUGGCGGGAACAUCGAGACGACGACGCCGGGCGAGAUAACCGUCUACAACGACGUCAUCCACAUCGGACUCACAGACUUCCCCAGUCGCCUGCCCACACAGUCGAGCACGCUCUACGCCAACAACAUAUCAAAGUUUCUCAUGUCCAUAGGUGAGAAGGAACACUACAAUGUGAACCUGGAAGAUGAAGUGGUGCGCGGUUCCAUUAUUUUGGAUCAGGGGAAGUUAAUGUGGCCCCCUCCACCACCAAAACAAACUGCCCCCGUGGCUGCCCCUGCGGCUGUUGCAAAGGUAGCCCCGCCCCCUCCGAACUACUUCCGACUGCAUCUGAAUGAUUCUCUGAUGUACACGGCCGGUCUCAGCACCAUGUUAGGUCUUGGAAUGGCGUCGCCAAAUCCAGCGUUUACCACCAUGGUAACCACAUUCAGUUUGGCUGGUAUUGUCGGAUAUCACACAGUGUGGGGCGUCAGUCCUGCCCUUCAUUCUCCUCUGAUGUCCGUCACCAACGCCAUCUCCGGAAUCACAGCCGUUGGAGGCCUGCUCCUGAUGGGGGGUGGCCUGUACCCUAGCAACACCAUCCAGACACUGGGAGCCGUGGCGGCGUUCAUCUCGUCUAUCAACAUAGGCGGCGGUUUUCUCGUCACACAGAGAAUGCUGGACAUGUUCAAGAGACCAACUGACCCUCCGGAGUACAGCUAUCUCUAUGCUAUUCCCGCUGCAACGCUGCUGGGUGGCUACGGGUACACCGCCUACACCGGCGCAUACCCCGACAUCCAUCAGAUGACCUACCUGGCUGCGGGUCUGUGCUGUGUCGGGGCUCUCACCGGAUUGUCAUCGCAGACCACCUCAAGAGUUGGUAACAAACUGGGUAUGAUUGGAGUCGCGUCUGGAAUAGCCGCAACUCUGGGCAUCUUGAAACCAUCACAGGAAGUCUUCUUUCAAAUGGCUGCUUGCAUGGGGCUUGGUGGUGCUAUCGGUACCGUUAUGGCGAAACGGCUCGAGGUAACCGACCUCCCACAGAUGGUCGCCUUGUUUCACAGCCUGGUGGGUGCGGCAGCAGUGAUCACGUGUUUCGGAACAUACCUGCUCGAACAGCCGCACUUCGACCUUGACCCCGCGGCCAAUGUCAUCAAGACCUUCCUCUUCCUCGGAACAUUCAUCGGUGGAGUCACGUUCACAGGCUCGCUUAUAGCAUUCGGAAAAUUGCAAGGACUUUUGAAAUCGGAACCUCUUCUGCUUCCUGGCCGACACGCACUCAACUUAAGUAUGUUUCUGGCAAACGUGGGCGCCAUGGGAUACUACAUGUAUUCACCCAACCCGACUGUCGGCCUGAGCAUGCUGGGAAUGACCACAGCCCUGUCAAGCAUCAUGGGUCUCACACUGACUUCAGCCAUUGGAGGAGCGGACAUGCCAGUGGUAAUCACGGUACUCAACAGCUACUCGGGCUGGGCCCUGUGCGCCGAGGGUUUUAUGAUGAACAACAGCUUAAUGACCAUCGUCGGAGCCAUGAUCGGAUCGUCCGGGGCGAUCCUCUCCUACAUCAUGUGCAAGGCCAUGAACCGAUCUUUGCCCAACGUGAUUCUCGGCGGUUAUGGCACGACCUCAACUGGAACAGGUAAACCUAUGGAGAUCACCGGCACGCACACGGAGGUGACUGCUGAUCAGACCGCGGAGAUGAUCAAAGACUCUAAGAACAUCAUCAUCGUCCCAGGUUAUGGCCUGUGUGUCGCCAAGGCUCAGUAUCCUAUUGCCGAGAUGGUAGAGCUGCUGAAGAAAAACGGCCACAACGUCCGCUUUGGAAUUCAUCCCGUUGCAGGUCGUAUGCCGGGUCAGCUGAAUGUGUUGCUGGCGGAGGCGGGCGUCCCAUACGAUAUCGUCUUGGAGAUGGAUGAAAUCAACGACGACUUCCCGUCGACGGAAAUCGUGCUCGUGAUUGGUGCCAAUGACACAGUGAACUCGGCCGCGGAAGAAGACCCCAACUCCAUCAUCGCCGGCAUGCCCGUCCUCAAAGUGUGGCAGUCACAACAGGUCAUUGUGAUGAAGAGAACUCUCGGUGUUGGUUACGCUGCUGUCGACAAUCCCAUCUUCUUCAAACCCAACACCGCCAUGUUGCUAGGCGAUGCCAAGAAGACCUCCGACGCCCUGUUAAACAAACUUAAAGAAGUCUAUGAUCAAUAACCAUGGCAACCAUUAGAACUUUUUUUCCAAAUUGUAAAGAGACGAGAUUGUGACUGAGGUGUACAUUACUAGUAAAUAAUCUAUUACUUCUGGUUGAAUUGGACAGUAAAUAAUUUAUUACUUCUGAUUGGAUAAUAUUUUUGGUAAUUGCACUCAUAGAUUCCUUUGCUUCCAAGCAGUUUCUGAUUGCAUUAUUUUUUAGAACUAACGUUUGACUAGAUCAGGUUUUGACUGUAGAAUCUCAUUGGUUUAUAUUACUGUAAAAAUACAUGACAUUUGUUUGGAUAGUAGUUUUAGUAAUUGCACCAAUAGAUUCUCUUGCUUCAAAGGCUCUGUCUGAUUGGAUAGUCUUUUGAGAAGAAAUAUUUGACUGGAUCACGGCUUGACUGUAGAAACUCAUUGGUUUAUAUUACUAUUAAAACAAAUGUAUGACAUUUGUUUGGAAAAUAGUUUUAGCAAUUGCUCCAAUAGAUUCUGUUGUUUCAAAAGCUCUUUCUGAUUGGAUGAUCCUGUGAAAAGUAAUGUUUGAUUGGUCAGAUUAGCUGAAGUACCUCCUUGAGCACAUCUGUACAACAGAUCUGCCCAGGAUCCAAUGACUGACAGCAUCAGAUGUUGGACCCAUGGGCGCUGUGUGUGAAUCUUAAAUUAAUAUUCACACGUUGACCAGAGGGUUACCCCUUACUCCUGUAUAACAGUAUUUGGUUCAAUCGAGCUUUAACUUUGGCAGUUGUAUUUGAUCAAUUUAUGACAUACUUAAAUUGCAGGGCUCGAAAUUGCAUACUGCUAUUUCCAUUCUGGUCCGAAGUUUCAGGCGAAAUCAGUCUGUGUUCAUGACAUGUGCCUGUAAAUAGAUCUAUGAUGGAUGCAUACCAAAAAUCACCCACUGUCCAACUACUGGAUUCAAUGACAUAUUCAUUAAGCCAGGGCUCAGAAUAAACGAAGGAACUGAAACCACUUUUGUGCUGCUGAAUAAAAAUUACUGCCAUUGGUAAAGCUCCUAAACGAUUGCAAAAUAUAUACAUCUGGUGUUCAUUAUCUGUCAGUAUUUAACAUUUGUACAUUUGAAAUAUGUCUACAUACAAAAAAAAAUUAAAAUUGCUGAACUAAAAUUCAAGUGAUAAUGCCAGGCUUCUGAAAAUUGCGAGAUUGUAAUUUCACACAGUAACCCUUAUUUUGUUUUAUUGUGCAUUAAAUUUAGGACAUUAUAUUCAGAGCCAUAUUAGUGCAUAGGCCAACUAGGCCCAGGCCCAGGGUGCACAUUUUAGGGAGCUGCAAAAUAUAGGAAACAAAUAUUUAAAAAACUA